Molecule: messenger RNA, 1906 nt
Organism: Hydractinia symbiolongicarpus
Lineage: Eukaryota; Metazoa; Cnidaria; Hydrozoa; Anthoathecata; Hydractiniidae
Exons: 3
Coding region: 1-1113 (370 amino acids)
Source: RefSeq, a predicted model, not a curated record
AUGACGAAUUGGGAGGGAUUGUACGAAAGGACACAAGAAAAGCAAAAUUGCGACUGCUUUAUGGGCACUAAUGGUAACGUUAUCGAUUUAUUUUGCCGCGAGAACUUUCACCAUUUGUGUGAUGUGGUGGAGAUGAUAACUCAACGUGAGACUGGAAAGAUGAAGGCUGGUCUUAGGCAUAAAGCCUAUUAUCUUAUAAUUAAAUCUUGUAAAAGGCUACGUGACCGCUUUUUUAUUGAGAAGAAAGAGAAUCUAUCAAAUGAGAUUGAUUCAUUUUUAAAAUCAGUUAAGUCGAGCGAGGAUACAUUUCUCACUAGUGCGCAAUAUUUAUUGGAGAACGAAAAGCUGAGGAAGACAAGAAAACCAUGCCAGUUACCACUAGAAGAAGAUAUAAAGAAACUCCAUGCUUUCACGUCAAACCGCAUCAAACAUUUAACAAAUGAGUACACUCUGAUGACACCAUCAACCUUUAUAGAACUUCGUAAUGUCACCAUGGUACGUCUGACUCUUCUAAAUGCAAGACAGGGAGGAGAGGUAGGUCGUCUUUUACUCAGUGAGUGGGAUGAAGCAGAAAAGGAUGGAUGGAUUGAUCAACAAAGGCUACAAACGUUAACUCUAUCGGACCGAAUGCUUGUCAAAUCAUUAAAAAUUGCCUAUUUAGCUGGAAAAGGAAAUAAACACAUUGUGUCAAUGAUAGUUCCAAAUGACACAGUUAAAGCCAUGCAGCAUCUCUCCAGAGUCAAUUUUAGAAAAAGUGCUGGAGUUGCUAAGGAUAAUGAUUUUUUAUUUGCAAGUACACAGCUCUCAGACGUACAAUUUUCUGGGUGGCAUGCUCUCAAAGGUGUAUGUUCUAAAGUAACAGCAUUGAAAAAACCAGAGCUUAUAAAUUGGACCAACAAUCGCCAUAGAGUCAGCACCAUUUACGCUAGUUUGGAUAUUGCAGAGACUGAUAGAGAGCUGUUUUACAAGCACAUGGGCCACUCCGCCCAGAUGAACAAGGAAGUGUACCAAUCACCAUUGGCAUUGCUUAGUGUUACAAAUGUUGGAAAAAACUUAAUAGAUAUUGAGACAGGUAGUUUCUUAAAACUUUCUUUCCGAUUAAAUUAUUUCUAACAAAUAAGUCCCACCUUUAAAUAACCUCAAGCAGCGUUUAUCUGAGUUAGUAUAAUACUUUUUUAAAUAAUAACUAUAUUUUCAGAUAGUAAGCAGCUAUUGAGGGGCAACAUACAACCAUUUCAGCAAUAUAUCAAGAGCAUUCGAAAAGCGUUUACUUUUUAAACACUUUUUAAGUAAGCAUCCCCUGCCUCCUGCAAGACACCAGCCACAUUCAUUGAGACCAGCCGCCAAAACCAAUAACUUUCGUUAAACGUUGGAAAAAGAAGAGUAGACAACGACAAAUCAUAUUGUUGUUGCUUAUACCUACUGACACAGAGCCCAGGGCUAAGAAAGGUAGACUUGGCACCCAGCCCUUAGAAAGGUUGUGACUAAGACUGAAAAGCAGCAAAACUGGAAACAAAAAAGCUUCCCGUCCUUAGACAUGGACACUUAAAAAAUCGUAUCGUAAUGCUUGCGCUGACCAAAAAACCACCCCUUAUAAAGGCAGACUUAGAACCCAGCAAAGGCAACCCAGAAUACCAUGAAUGUACUAGACACUUUUCAUAGGACCCUCAUUGAUAACAGUAUCAUUAGAACCUGAAUAGGUAAUCCUGGGCAAAUAACAGUAACGAUAUGUAUGCAUGAAAUAAAAAGGUUUACAAUACAGCAAACUGCACUGAAGUAUUUUGUCUACAGGGACGGUGGAUGUAAAUAAAAUUGGGAUUAGGCUCCCAGGAGAAGGUGCUGAAUACACUUUCUUGCUUAUUACAAGCAUGAGUACUGCCCAACUUAGACCUAUAACUAUUCUCUG